AAAAAGCACUGGCGCCCGGAUUGGUCUAGCGCCAGAGCAACUCGGGCAAGUUUCGGCUUCGUUUUUUCUUUUUUUUCUUCUCCCCGCCACCGCGGCCGCCGCGGCGACGAUGUUUCGAACUCCGAGAGAAGCAGUCGAAACCGUCCACGAUCGACUUACUAAUCCCACAUAGUCCUUUUUUUUUUUUUUUUUUUCGGCGACUUGUCAAACAUUUUACGAAAAGUCCAAUCCAUUUGUGGCGUGAUCCGCCAACGUUCAACCUGCCUCCUCUUUCUUUUUUUUUCCUCUCCUUUUACAACCGCUACGCUUGUUCUACCAGACUGCCCCGUCGCCCAAGCGGAACUUUGCGAGCCCCCACCAUGGCCGUGCUCGCUUUUGUGCCUUCGCGGCCGGUUCGCUGGCGUCGCCACGCGCUGUGAACGUCGUUCUGGGAAGGCAACGCACACACACAAGGCCCAACGAAACAGCGGUGUGUUUUCGGCAAGAACUGACGACAACGGACGCCGCAAACCCGUGCGAAUAUGUGAGUUCCGUCGCGGUUGCAGUGGCCGCUGUCCGGACAGUUGCUCUCGCGCGCUGUCAAAGCGUACCCCGUGAACUGCUCGAAGGCUGCCUGUGUUCGCGAGAACCGAACGUUGACGCUGUGACGCCGCCAGUGCGGGCUGCAACUGAGUUCUUUAAGUUAGAUCCGUAGUUACCGGCGUUCGUGACUCGUUUACGUUCUCCCACCGUGGCCGGGUGAAAAAGAACGCGGGACAAUUUUCGUUCGAGUAAAAACUCGCCGUCUACGCGACCUCUGCUAGGCCGCUUGCUUCCGCUGGCCUCGGGAGCGCGCAAAAGUCGUCCGGUUGGUGCUUGGUUUUCUUUUCGCAGCACCGUCAUUUCGACAUUUUAUAAGCGUUGCGAUUGUACUUUUUUUUUUUUUUUUUUUUUUUUUUUUCGAACGCCAUACAAUUGUGCUGUCGUUCCAAACCGCGGAUGGGAAAGUUCUACACUUGGACAUUGAGCAACUUCGGCACGUACUACCAGCAGCGACCGCUGCACGAGGAUUUUAACAGGCAAGAGACGCUGUUCGACGCCUACCCUGCCUCGCCCGGACACCAGUUUUCGUGCCUUCGACCCUUUUCUGCAGUGACGGUGCCGGCGGACGUAGGGCGACCGAACUCGCGACCACUGCUUCCCGCUUUUGGAAAGAUAUGUGUUAGGCCCUGGCCUGUACCACGCCACACAAAACGUUGUGGCACUCGCCCCCAGUACACUGUGCCCCAAGCUCCAAAUCUUCAAGCAACACUCAGCCCCAUCGACAAAGCCGUUGCUUCUGGGCCUUCCACAGCAACACAGGCUUUGCCUGGCUACGAUGGAGUGGUUCAAUAUCCCCAAUGUGCAAACAAUGGUGCAUCAAAAAGUGUGCAUCUGAAAGUGCCCCUUCUCGAGAAAAUACCAUAUCACUGUGAUAGCUCCAUGCCGAGGAAAUUCCGCUCCAAGGCGCGGUCUCCGGCGAGCCUUCCCUCAGAGAUGCAAACGCCACUGAGCCUUCCUACCAAGGUGAGAGUGCCAAUGGGCCUUCCUUCCAAGGCGAAGAUCAAAGUUCCACAAAGCAAGAUCUCAAGAGCGAAUGGAACAGCUCACAAGUCUCCUGCAGCUCAACCCCCUGCAAAGCCAGUGCCGAAUCCUGAGAUGGCUAAACAAGUGCCUACCAUCGAAAUCAAAGUACGUAGCGAGAAAGUGCACAGCAGUAAGAGAGCGAGGGUGUUGCGUAACCUGGCCGUAGCUGCUGACGUCGAAGAUGUGUCGGAUGUACCAUUGGAGGAAUACUGUGAAGAUGGUUCAGCCUUAGCCGCUAAGCGAUGCAGGAAUACAUGCACCAAAGCAAGGAAACGGUUGCGUAAGGCACCUUCUGGAGUAAAGCGGAAACUCCCCCAGCUGGAUGACAUGGAAGACGUAUCGGACACCCCUUUGGAAGAGAAUGAGAGCCAGAGUUUGUCGCCCGACUCUGCAGACACUGACACCGUAACUCAAGACUGUCCUAAGAAGGUGCACAAUGCGGACACAGCUCUGCCUAAGGCAGAAGAGCCACUGCCACCUGUGAUUGAGGAGUACUCAUCCAAGUCAAACUUAUCUCAUUUGGCCCAUCCAAGGACUAAUGCUGACAUACAAGCUGAAGGUGACAGUACUUCAGAUGGCACUGACAAGCUAGCUCAAGAAGCACACAAAGUUGCUGCAAGGUUUCAGGAGACUGAAGAUACAGAUAGCUCAACUGACCUUGAACUUCCCAACAUCAAAACUCCAGAUAGGAAGGCUGAUCUUGAGACACUGGGAGGUGUAGAUGGAGCAUCACAUGAAACUGACUGUGCAGGUGGUUUCCACCACGGAGAUGCUCUUAGUAGCACACAGGACUGGGAGAUUGGUGCUUCUGGAGCACCAGAAAAGAGUGUCAAAGGGACUGGAAAGCAUUCAGUAGGAAUGCCUCAGAUCGACGUACCAAAUGAUUCAAAGGACCUCAAGCAAAAGAAUGUUCAAACAGCAGGCUGCACUUCAAAUACAAAGAAAAUGACAGUUCAAAGAAAAACGAAGAAUGAUGCCAAGUCCCCUCGGGUGAAAAGAAAAUCUGAUCUAAACUGUACCAAGCCUGUUGACGCUACGCAAGAAAGCUGUGUGCCACGCAAAACAAACGUAAUACCAAAGGAGGCAACCAAGACAAUCCAGAGGUCCAUCAAUGUGACACAACCAGACGACCCCAAAGACUCGGCAGCCGCCAUCACAGAACCACUAAAUCCAACAAAAAAUGUAAAUCUUGAUGUUGCAGAUGGCUUGGAGGGGCCUCAGCCUGCUAACAACAUCCAGACUCAAGACAGCUGCACUAAUGAAGCAAAACAAAAGACAGAGAAAAUGGAGGAUGCAAAAGCAAAACAGCCAGAGGUCCGUGAUACAGAUGUCCCAAAGAAGGACAAGCUCAAGAGCAAACAAAUUCAAGCCAUUCAAAGCACUGAUGCCAAGAGAAAAACACCUCCAAAAAGAACAGUGAAGGUGAAUAACAAGUCAUCAAAGCUUCAAGCUACCCUUAGUUUAAGAAGUAUGAAAUCACCUAGCACUGCUCUAUCAAGGAAAGAGCCUGCUGCAGUGCUUGCACCAAAGAGAACCGAAAGUCCAGACCGAGUGCCAGUUGAGGCUGAAUGUGCUGAUAACUCAAACAGCCUUCAGCUUAUAGGCAGUGUUCAAGCAGAAAGCCACAGUGAUUCAGGCGUUGUGGAUGAUGCUCUUUCUAAAAAAGUGGAAGAGAAUCUUGGUCUAUCACAACCUAAACCGUGCAACUUGGAAGUCUUUUCAAAAGACUCUGCAUCUAGUGGCCUGCCCACUACAGUACCGAGAGCAACACAGAAGAGAAACGCGAGCUCAUCUGGAGCUAAAGACUGUCGUGUUACCAGGAGCAAACAUGUUCAAGAGGCUGAUACCCCUGCUGUCACACAAGCAUCUCCCAGAAAUCUAAAAAAACGAAGAGCAAGUGUAUCGGAGCUUGAAGAUUCUCGCAAUCUGCAGGGUCUUGUCCUCGCCAUCAGGGGUGGUUCCGCUGAAGAACCAACUGAACCUCUUAACAAAAAGAAAAGAAGUGCAAGUUUGUCUGCUGUUGACAAAGCUCAUUGUGUGCAAGACCUCAAGCUUUUGGACAGUAUUUCAAGCCAAGGCAUGAGCAUUUUUCAAGUCAAGCAACCUUCUCGGUCAGAUCUGACAUUCCAUGUCACUGGAGGAAAGUCUACUGUCAAGCAAGCUGAACCUCUCGGUGAUGCAAACAAAGACUUGCCUAAAGUCAACAAACCUCGUGAUCUGGAGGACCUUGAAUUCAAUGCCAGCGCAUCAACUCAAGAGGUGUGCAGUUUUCAGGCCGAACAACCUACACAGCCUUGUACAGUAGACAUAAAUGCAAAUGAAGUGGAGGUGCAGAGCAAAGAAGACAAAAUACCAGUGGACACAACACCAACUGGAGAAGAAUGUGCUUCUGACACCUUGAAGACAGCCCCUUCAGAACUGGAGAAAGGGUCUACAACAGCAUGCAAACCUGAAGACCUGCUUGAUUUGGGGGAUGUCAAUCUUCAACUGCAUGACACCAUGACUGAUUCAAAAGACAUGAAACCGUGCAAUGUUCAAGUUCAGGACUCCAUGCCUGAUUCAGAUGGUAAGAAGCCUUGCACCCUCCAGCUUCAGGAUAUCACGCUCAGUUCAAAGGACGUGAAGCUUGAUGAACUUCAACUUCAGGGAACCAAGCUUGAAUCAGAAGAUUCGAAGACCGAGGUAAAACUGGACUACCUUCAAUUUAAAGGCCUAACGAUGAAAUCAAACAAAAAGGUGAAGAAAAAGAGCUCAAGCGGCACAAAUACGUCGAUGCGUUCAGUUUGGUGUUUCGCACGAAGAAGAAAAACAAAGAAAAUAGUCACAAAGAAAACGGAAGACGUGAGCAGUAGCAUCAGAACUGAGGCCUCUGCCACACCUGAUAUGACAGACAGUGGCAUAAAGCUUGCUCUAGGUGACCUAUGCCUGGAGACUAUGCAGUAUGAUGACUGCACCCACGAAGACAUUCUGGAACCAGCGAAUUUACUUGAUACCGAGCUAUGUCCUAGUGUAACAGUUGAAACAGAAGUACAGAGUCCUAGCAGAGUCACGGACUCAAGCCAGGACUGCAAAAGCAUUACUGCCACCCCUAAAGGAGAAUCACCAGAUGGGGUUUCACACAAGGAGGAAUUUAGGUCUGGAAACAUUUUAGAAAAGGAUGCCACAGCAGUAGUAGUUCAUGUACCUGAACCCAAAGUCAGUGUAGUGGUGCAAGAGCCCAAAGUCACGCUAGUAGCAUUGCAGUGCAAGGACAGCACAACACCAUUAGAGCCCAAGAUCAGUGCAACACCAGUGCAGCCCAAGGACAGAGGAGCACCAAUGCAGUUCGCAGGCAGUGCAGCAACAUUGCAGCCCAAGGGCACUCUGGCAGGCUUCCUUGGUGCACCUCAAGGUGAAACCACCACAGCAGCCUUGCUUCGCAGUUCCCUUCUUGACUUGGACCUGACAACCGGCCUUAGCAUCCUAGACGUGUGCCAGACUGACUCUCUGAAGCUGAAAGAGUUUCGGGACAGGGCAAGAGGUGACAAGGUAUCUAAAGAACGAGCAAUGCAGGACGUUGCCAAGGCAGUUCACGGUGCUAUUGUUGAUGAAUAUUUCAAACGCGAACGUGCCGUGAGGACUUUGAAGCUUCUGGCGAAAAUUCCAUUUGCAAAGGAACAUGAUGCUGUAAUUCGAACACGGCAGCUGAUUAAGGCAGUUGUGACCAACGCUAUGGACAAUUCAAAGUCAGUCCCUUGACUUGUUCAGUGCUGCUGUCUUCUAAUGGCCAGAGUGAGCAAAACUGUAAGAAGCAGCUGUGCCUUAUCAUCUUUCAGUGUUUCCAAUCUACCACACAGACAACAUGUGAUAACCAAGGGGGCCUUUGUGUUUGAUAGAUACCAAAGAAAUAAUCUUUUCAGGAUGCUUCUUUAAAGUUGAAAAGAAACUUUGCCAACACCCCAUGCUAAAACUUCCGUUGGCUUCCUCUUGAAAUAGGAAUUUCCAUGUUGGAUGCGUGCGUUUCAGUCACAAUGUAAAUAGAAAACUGAAGAUGCACGUGGUCACUCGUAUCACUUAGUAUUUAUUGCCCACAAUGUUCUUGCCUUCAACGACCAUACACUGCUGCCUGGUGCUCAUCUUGUCUUUGCUUCUACAGGUGCCUGGAAGUGGGCUUUCAAAGAUCUUUGUUACCAAUCAUGUUGAAAGCGUAUUAAGAGUCAAUUAUUCCCGUUGACAUUACCACAGUGCCCUAACAUCAAUCAUGUCUGUAUGUUCAGCCCUAACAGAUGAAAUAAAAUUCUUCACC
Ixodes scapularis (black-legged tick) is the source of this 5890-nucleotide messenger RNA. RefSeq lists its product as uncharacterized. The transcript has a single exon. The record is from RefSeq and is a predicted model, not a curated record. The coding region runs from base 979 to 5343 and encodes 1454 amino acids. Lineage: Eukaryota; Metazoa; Arthropoda; Arachnida; Ixodida; Ixodidae.